Molecule: messenger RNA, 1166 nt
Organism: Aphis gossypii (cotton aphid)
Lineage: Eukaryota; Metazoa; Arthropoda; Insecta; Hemiptera; Aphididae
Product: eukaryotic translation initiation factor 1A, X-chromosomal-like
Exons: 7
Coding region: 612-1061 (149 amino acids)
Biological process (GO): translational initiation
Cellular component (GO): cytoplasm
Molecular function (GO): translation initiation factor activity; RNA binding
Source: RefSeq, a predicted model, not a curated record
AUAGACAAUAAGUCCCACGAUUUAAACGCGCCGCCGCCAUAGUCUCGCAGUUGCGUCUUAAAGGUCAAUCCGCUGUGUAUUAGUUUAUAGUCAAUAGGACCUUUUAAAAUUGCGAGCUAUUGAUUUGUGUAUGUUGGAGAGGUAGAACCCUGUUAGUAGGUACUUUUAUAAAUCACACAUCAUAAAAUUAUCGAUAAUGAAUAAUGAUAAAACAUUUGAAAAGCCUGUAGUGUUCGAGUACUAUAAUAGCGCUUAUUAUUGUAAAAUAAAGAUAUCCUAUUGUGCGAUUUUUGAAAAAUUAUUGAGCCUGUUAUAAUCAUAGACCUUGUACUAUAAUAUUAUACCGAGUAUAAGGUCUAUGGUUACAAUACAUUUUGGUUUUGGAUAAAUUUGAACAAAUUGAUUUUGGAACAACUCGACUGUGGAAUAAAAGAUCAAAGUGGACUGAUGAUUUUGAUAACGCGUUUAGUGCGUUACGCGUUGCUUUUGAUAUUUCAAUUUUCUUUUUGAGAAAAUCGUUGUUAAUCUUUUAGUUAAAAAAUCGUUCAUCAUCAACCCAUUAAUUAACCAGUAAAUUUAUAACCUCGAGUCACGUCAGUCAUCUAUACAUUAUGCCCAAAAAUAAAGGAAAGGGAGGUAAAAAUCGUAGGCGUGGUAAAAACGAAAAUGAAACCGAAAAGCGUGAAUUGGUAUUCAAAGAAGACGGCCAAGAAUAUGCUCAAGUUACCAAAAUGUUGGGAAAUGGUCGUUUAGAAGCCAUGUGCUUUGAUGGUGUCAAACGACUUUGUCACAUACGAGGAAAACUUAGGAAAAAGGUGUGGAUUAAUCAAGCUGAUAUAGUAUUAAUAGGUUUACGUGAAUAUCAAGACACAAAAGCUGAUGUAAUUUUGAAGUAUACACCAGAUGAAGCUCGUAACUUGAAAACAUAUGGAGAAUUUCCUGAAACUGUUCGCAUCAAUGAUACAGUCACAUUUGUUGAUGAUGGAUUGGAUGAAGAUAUUGAAUUCGGAGAUGAUAUUAGCGAUGACGAAGAAGCAGACAAUGCUGUUGAUAAUAUUUAAAUUUAUUUCAAAUAGUAUGUUAGCUGUACGGUGAUGUCAUUUGUCUAAGAAUCAGAUUAUAAUCAACAACAAAUUUAAAUAAAUAUAUACUUACAUGAUGAUUAA